UGUUUACUUCCGGUAUUUUUCACGUGUUUAUUUUGACAGCUUUGAAAUUAUGAGUGAAAGAAACCGAAAUCAGCUACCAAACAACCUACCACAGCUACAGAACUUGAUAAAGAGAGACCCGGAAUCUUAUAAAGAUGAGUUUACCCAACAGUAUCGACACUAUCAGUCCAACAUGCAGAUCUUCCAUUUGAAGCCCUCACAGUUUUCAAAGACGUUGGAUGAGUUACUGAUAUUUCUUUCACAGGUAGCUCACUGCUAUCCAGAUGAGAUGAAGGAUUAUCCGCAGGAGCUGAGGGAUGCCUUACAGAGACAUUCUUCCAUCCUCGACAGGACUAUGAGAAUGACUUUUUGUAAGGCCUUGAUUUUGUUGAGAAACAAAAGUCUUAUUCCUGCCACAAGUGUCUUGGAGCUGUUCUUUGAAAUGUUCAGAUGUCAGGACAAACUGUUGAGGAAAACGCUGUACACAUAUAUCGUCAAUGAUAUAAAGAAUGUCAACCAGACCCACAAGAAUGCAAAACUCAACACUACUCUGCAGAACUUCAUGUACACAAUGUUGAAGGACAACAACCCAGUGGCAGCUAAGAUGUCCCUGGACGUCAUGAUAGAACUGUACAGACGUAACAUUUGGAAGGAUCCCAAGACUGUGAAUGUCAUAACAACGGCAUGUUUUUCCAAAGUCACAAAGAUUCUGGUUGCUGCUAUUAAAUUUUUCCUGGGAACCGAUGCAGAGGACAAAGGCAGUGACAGUGAAUCAGAUGAGGAAGAUCAAAAAUCAGCCAAGGAGCUGAUGACUGGAUACAGAGUGGGGAAACACACAAAAAAGAGACAGAAGAAGCUGGACAGGGCCCUACACAACAUCAAGAAAAAUAAAAAGAAGAAAAAAGUUGCUGAAUGUUUCAACUUUUCUGCCCUUCAUCUCAUUCAUGAUCCACAGGGUUUUUGUGAGCGUCUGUUCCGGCAGCUGGAUGCGACCACAGAGAGGUUCGAGGUAAAGCUGAUGAUGAUAGAUCUGGUUUCUCGACUCAUUGGUGUACACCAGUUGUUCCUGUUCAGUUUCUACCCGUACAUACAGCGAUUCCUUCAGCCCCAUCAGAGAGAGGUGACACGAUUGCUGUUAUUUGGUGCCCAGGCCAGCCACGACCUUGUACCCCCAGAGAUGAUUGAACCAAUGAUUAAAACAAUAGCCAACAACUUCAUAACAGAUAGGAAUUCUGGUGAAGUAAUGGCAGUAGGGUUAAAUGCUGUGAAGGAAAUCUGCUGCCGCUGUCCACUGGCCAUACCAGAGGAUUUACUGCAGGACUUUGCCGAGUACAAAACUCACAGAGAUAAAUCUGUAAUGAUGGCGUCCAGGUCCCUUAUCCAGCUGUACAGGAAAGUAAACCCGGAACUCCUGAGGAAGAAAGAUAAGGGAAAGCCAACAGAAGCUUCAAAAGACUUGAAAGUACUUGAGUAUGGUGAAAAAGACACCAGGACAUAUAUUCCAGGCACUGAGGCAUUGAAGAACACAGAAGACAUAGAUGAGGAGGAACUAGAGCAGGAGGCCUGGGAGUCGUGUAGUGAGGAAGAAGAUAACGAUUAUGACGGGGAAUGGCUAGAUGUUCAUCACUCUUCUGAUGAGGAGGAGGUAGAUGACACGCUGGUACCAGAGACUUCGGAGGAGCAGGAAGCGAAGGCUAAGUCUGUCUCCACGACGCGUGUUCUGUCCCAAGAAGAGUUCCGGCAGCUCCAGCAGCACCAGGCCGCGCGCGAGACCGAGGGGAUGAAGACCAAGACCAAGGGGAAGGGCAAGAAGAGAAAGAGGGAGAAGCAGGAGGAAGAACAGGAAAGAGGGGAGUUGCUGAGCCUGUCUAUGAUUGAGAAUGUCCACAAGAAAAGGGCCCACGACAAGGAGUCCAGAUUAGCCACUGUCAUGGCAGGGAGAGAGGAUCGGCCGAAGUAUACCCACGGACAUAAGAAGAUGAAUGCCCACGCCAGUACCACGAACAAGGACAAGCUACGCGGGAAAGCAUACACCAUGAUCAAACACAAGGUCAUGAACAGGAAGAAGAAGAGAUCCUUCAGAGACAAACAGAUUUCUUUGAGGAAUUCGCUGUUGAAAAGGCAGAAAAUGAAAAGAUAAAUAUUGAGUUCUAAAAGGCUUGUUGUUGAGUUUUAAUGACAUAUGAAUCAGAUUGUUAGUAAGAUAUGAAUAAAUAAAUACAAUGAAGAUG
Mya arenaria is the source of this 2210-nucleotide messenger RNA. RefSeq names its product protein SDA1 homolog. The coding region runs from base 50 to 2119 and encodes 689 amino acids. The record is from RefSeq and is a predicted model, not a curated record. Gene Ontology annotation, cellular component: nucleolus. Lineage: Eukaryota; Metazoa; Mollusca; Bivalvia; Myida; Myidae. Gene Ontology annotation, biological process: ribosomal large subunit export from nucleus; ribosomal large subunit biogenesis. The transcript has 21 exons.